Molecule: messenger RNA, 2068 nt
Organism: Fomitopsis serialis
Lineage: Eukaryota; Fungi; Basidiomycota; Agaricomycetes; Polyporales; Fomitopsidaceae
Product: cytochrome P450 monooxygenase
Exons: 14
Coding region: 325-1959 (544 amino acids)
Molecular function (GO): heme binding; monooxygenase activity; oxidoreductase activity, acting on paired donors, with incorporation or reduction of molecular oxygen
Source: RefSeq, a predicted model, not a curated record
CCCGACUCUUUCGGAUCAUAAUCCAUUGUUAUUGAACACUCGCGCCCACGCCUGCGGGACAGUCCACACAUCCACGGAACGCGCGCUGCCCAGACAGGUGUCGACUCUCUGAGUCGAUGUUUCAGAAAUGAGGAGUGUGGACGCAGCGGUGAUGGUGCGUCCACACAGAUAUGAGACCAGGCUGAUGCGGCUACUAUUGACGAUGCAUCGGCAAUGUCGAGGACGAGGACAAGGUGUGAGUACCAGUAGAUUCAAUUCGUCACGAUCAUAUAAGAGUGCUCAGUUGCGGUACCCCUUCUAGCAUUCUGCACCAGCCUAUCGGACAUGGAUACUACAGUACUUCUCGUCCAGUGCCUCCUCGUAUUCGGGCUAAGCCUCGGGAUAUACCACGCUGUGAAACGCGUCUUCGUCACAAAUUCCUUGGACAAUGUACCAGGCCCACUGUCGCAGUCAUUUAUCAAAGGGAAUAUGGCCCAAUAUCACAGCCCCGAUUCGGCGAAAUUUCAGCGACAUAUAGUAGAUGAUUACGCUGCGUAUGUCGUCAAACUGCACAAUAUCUUCAAUAGGCCCGCGCUGUACAUCUACGACCCAACAGCGCUUCAUACGAUUCUGAUCAAGGAUGGGAACAACUGGGGACCCACACCACACUUCACUGCCAUGAACAGAGCGCUGUUCGGUCCAGGGUUAUUAUCUACACUUGGUGAUCAACAUCGGAAGCAGCGCAAAAUGCUCAAUCCUGUUUUUUCUGCUAACCACAUGCGGUUCAUGCUACCGAUGUUCUACGACACUGUCCGAAGACUUUGUGACGCUAUCAAAAGUCGUAUCGAGAAUGGGUCGCAAGAAUUAGACAUGGCGAAUUGGAUGGGUCGAACAGCACUAGAACUCAUCGGGCAAGGUGGUCUGGGCUAUUCUUUUGAUAAUCUCGUCGACGACAAGGAAGAUGCGUUGGCUGAAUCCAUGAAACUCUUAUUCCCUAAUGUGUCCAAGCUUUCGGUGCUCGCACUGUUCUCACCUCAGCUGCGGGCCAUCGUACCCGCUGGAUUGCGAGGCCCUUUGGCCAGCAUCGCACCGAUCGCAGCUGCACGUGAUAUCAAGUACAACGCAGAUUUCGUGGCACAGAAGAUGCAGGCCAUAUACGAUUCGAAGAAGCGUGCCUUGCAACAAGGCGACGACGCCGUUGCAGAGCAGAUCGGGCAAGGGAAGGAUAUCAUGAUGAAAGCGAAUAUGCAAGCAGCAGAGAAAGACGGUCUAUCGGAGUACGAGUUGGUCUCACAGAUGUCCACCUUGGUUUUGGCGGCCAUGGACACGACGUCCAAUACCUUGUCCCGAAUCUUGCUCAUUCUCGCCGAGCAUCCGGGCGUCCAGCAGCGUCUGCGCGCGGAGAUCGUCGAGGCUUCUCAUCACGGCGAGGAUCUGCCGUACGAUCGUCUCAUGAAAUUGCCCUAUCUCGAUGCUGUGUGUCGAGAAACGCUACGUCUGUAUUCUCCUUUGCAAUGGUCGACCAGAGUAGCGACACAGGAUACCGUCGUACCGGUCUCAAAGCCAAUUCGCGGAAUCGACGGCAAACUAAUCACUCAACUGGUGGUACCGAAGGGCACGGAGGUUUUCCCUGGUGUAACCGGCUGCAACACGAGCAAGGCAUUCUGGGGUGAAGACGCAUUGGAGUGGAAGCCGGAGCGUUGGUUAUCGCCGCUUCCGGAAUCCGUGACCAAAGCGGGCCUGCCUGGUGUAGCGGCCAACCUAAUGUCCUUCCUCGGCGGGAGGCGUGCUUGCAUCGGUUUCACGUUCGCGGAAAUGGAGAUGAAGGUCGUGUUGGUCGCAUUGCUGCAGAGCUUCGACUUCGCUCCCUCCGAUAAACAAGUUCAUUGGAUCGCGUCUCCCAUCUUUUAUCCAUCCAUCACUGAAGACGGGAUGACUCCGCGGAUGCCGCUCCAAGUCUCUACGUGCCACCACUGGUAGUACUGUAGCCAUGUAUUCGAGUACUAUGGGGUGUCUGAGUACCACUCGCGUCGAACUUCGGUGGGAUGAGUACUAUGUAACAUUGUCUAAUACCGCUACAUAGAACGAU